AAGUUCAGUGAGCGUUAUCACCGUUAUCCUCAUCAAUAUACCACAGUAGGCUUCACCAGGAGUAGGGGUGCUACUCACAUUUUGUUUGUUUUACCUUCACCACUAGACGAGAGUUAGUCUCCAGGAGCAAGCAGGAUGUCUGUGAGCAUGACCAAGACGGACGGGGUCACUGUGAUGACUUUGACCUCCGACCCCAAAAGUGCUUGUUCACCUCUAUGCCAAAUCUUCAAGGCCCUUUGCUACAGCCCCGUGUGCUGCUCUGUGUCUCAGCAGCUGAGGAGGGUGCAGAAAACUUCUCAGUCAGCACUGGGGGCUCUGCAGAUUAUGGUUGGCUGGCUCAACAUUGUCUUUGCAGCCAUCCUCUGGUGCGGUCAUGGCCCUUGGUGGAUAAUGGAUAUCAUGUUUCCUUUUUGGCUUGGAGGAUCUUUCAUAUUUUUUGGCAUCAUGUGCAUUUUGUCUGAGAAAUUUCCCAGUCGAUGUCUGGUCAUCAUCAACGUGAUUCUGAAUCUGACAGGAGUUGGUUUUGCCAUCACAGCCAUUGUACUGUACUCCAUCAGUGUGGCAGAAAGUGAUUGGGAGUUGUGGGGAAAGUGCAGAGAUUACAGUUAUAACUACUGGUAUGGUCAUCAUGCAAGUAGGACGGCAAGUCCAUCUCCCGAGAAGCUGUUCAUGAAGGAGAAAUGCUUGGAGGCACAAGCUCUGAUUCUUAUGCUUAUUAGAAGCAUGAAUGCUGUGAUGAUCAUCUUGUCGGCCCUUGAGCUCUGCCUCGUCAUCAGCUCUGUUGUCCUGGGGAUCAAAGCCCUGAAGAGCAGUCAGAAGGGAGAAAACAAGGUAGACACUGAUGAACCAGAACACUACAAACCACUUCUGGAGGAGGUCACCACUUACCCUGUAGUCUAAAUGAAAAUCUGUAAGACUGUGCAUUUACACCACUGACUGUAAACACAAUCAGCCAUAAGGUCUGGGGUAUGUUUUCCAUCAGGGGUUGCUUAAAAAUAUUUGCAUUUAUAAUUUUGAUUAUAAUCUAUACUAGAUUGUAUGUGCUGCUCUCCAUAUUAUCCUCCACUGCUGUUUUUUUAAAAACUCCUAUUGGUUAUGAUUUUCUGUGCCAAGUGCCUUAGGUGACAGGAAGGUACCUGCAUGUAUAAUGUGGUAUUGUUUGACAGGGUUUUGGGCGUUUUUUCUCCAUAUAAUUAUUAUUUUAUGAUAUUAAGCCACAUGUAUUUCUAUAUAUGAAACAUUAAAGGGACAUUUUAUCAGUUUAAUAACUAUUUGUGCUCUUUAAUCUCAAAUUAUAGCAAUGGCAAUAAAGAAAUGCUGUCAUGUGAAGUGAGAAAUUAAAUUAAAGCCACUUUUUGCUCAGUAGUGUCAAUCCAGCUGAUGUGAAUGCAGUUUUAUCUGUACCAGUAUGAAUACACUGUACUUUUUGAUUGAGUUUUACCUUUUUUGGUAUCAAUCUGAAACCUGUAUCAGAGGAAGAUAUUUGAAUCAUGUUAUCUAUCUAUCAGUUUAUUAAGAAGAGAAGUUUCAACAAGGAAAUUGUACAAAGUCAUCAGUUUCUUCUAUAUAAAUCCCCUUAUUGUGUUAUUUGUCAGGUCAGUAAUGUUGAGUUCAGUAUAUGUCACUGUUUCUUUAGUUGACCUCAGUUUGAUUUAAAGGGUCCUAGUUUUGAAAUAGUUUUUUCCUUGACACAUACCGUGCCUGGUUGGACUUGAUCAUCAGGUAAUGAAACACUGUGGCUCCUGCUUAUUUACAGUUUUGCCACAUCUGAACUGUUAGUCUGUUAAUCUGCAGUACAUUUGGUUAAACUUGUAUUAAUCACUUGUUAAACUAACUAAAACUAAACUGAAAUUUAAAAAAAGCAAACUGAAAAACAAAAUGAACUAUGAUAAUAAUAAUAAUACAUAAACAAAACUAUAGUGACCUUGGUAUUCACAGAGGUCCAAAAAGCAUAAACAUGCAACAGCCACAUGACAAUGUGAUCAAUAUACCACAUCAUCCCCCCUCAGCAUAGAAUGACAUUUCACAUAAAACAUCCCAUAUAACAAAUGGCAAUGUUAAUAAACAUGUUCUCAUAAUUUUUCUUACCAUUAAUUGUCUUGUCAUAAAAGA
Messenger RNA from Scomber scombrus (Atlantic mackerel), 2112 nucleotides. RefSeq lists its product as uncharacterized. The coding region runs from base 136 to 900 and encodes 254 amino acids. Lineage: Eukaryota; Metazoa; Chordata; Actinopteri; Scombriformes; Scombridae. Gene Ontology annotation, cellular component: membrane. The record is from RefSeq and is a predicted model, not a curated record. The transcript has 7 exons.